Cyprinodon variegatus (sheepshead minnow) is the source of this 941-nucleotide messenger RNA. It is a transcript of the gene nol7, whose product is annotated as nucleolar protein 7. The transcript has 8 exons. Gene Ontology annotation, cellular component: nucleus. Lineage: Eukaryota; Metazoa; Chordata; Actinopteri; Cyprinodontiformes; Cyprinodontidae. The coding region runs from base 1 to 753 and encodes 250 amino acids. Gene Ontology annotation, molecular function: RNA binding. The record is from RefSeq and is a predicted model, not a curated record.
AUGACGUCAUUACGCUGGAGCCCGCUGGACAACAUGGUGAAGAAACAACGUGGGAAAAGCGCCUCUUCGCAGAAAAGGGCUGACAACAAAAAAGUAGCUGAUAAUUUUAAGUUGGCCAUAGAGUCUAGCGAUGAAGACGCACCAGAGGAAGUAACCUUUGAGGAGUCGAAGGCUCAGGCUUUUGAGAGCCUGAAACAGGCGGUGGAAUCGGCCAGAAGAGAGAAGGAGCAGCUGAGGGAGAAGAGGAGGAAGAGACAGGAGUUUUUCCAGGAGCAGAAGAAAAGGAAGUUCCUGCCAGCUGAUGUGUUGGAGAAAAUUGACUCGACGCCUUUAGAGGAACAGAAAAGGUCUGAGGAUGAAGGUAAAGUCUCCAGUUGGACUCAAAAAUUAGCUGAAGAGGAGGUUCCAGAAAAUGAUGAUGAUGAAGAAGAGGAAGGAAGUGCAAAGAGGAAGAAGGGGAAACUCUCAGGUGUUAGAAGUCUGAAGGGAAACUACACGGUUACCACGGUGAAGGAGCAAGAAGCGGCCAACUUCCAACGACAGGUGGCCGAGGAUUUUAUCCGCUCCAGAUUGUACGGAGCGGGAAGCUGCAGGAGCACCAGUAAUGAGCUGCUGUCCCUCCAGAACAAGAGGGGCCCAAGCAAGAGUGCAGCUGUGCAGUUUGUUAAAAAAGGCUGGGCCUGUAAGGAGAAGGCCAAAGCUGAGAAGCUGAACAAGAGGUGGAUCCAGACGCAGCAGGUUCCCUCCAGCUGACCACCGCAUCAGGAUGCUACGCAGUCCUCCUAACGUAACGGCAGCCUGAGGGCAUCGCAUUACUCUGCUGAAUGUUCCAGAAGACGUAAAUCAUGGCUGACAUGGAGAAAGAAGCCGUUGGAGCUUCAGGAGUAAGAUGGUUUUGGACUGAAGGACAGAGCUGAAAACUGAGGAUUCAAAAAAACAAA